AUGGCCUCCCGCCUAUUUUCCAGCGCUUUAAAAAGCUCCAUUCGCCGUAGUUUGGGCAGUCAGUUCAUUCGACCAUUUGCUACAGAGACCAAUUUCUCACAACCUAUAUGGCGCUCGACGGUUUUGCCGAAUGGCUUGACAGUUGCCACUGAAUCAAAUCCUUUCGUGCAAACGGCAACAGUGGGAGUAUGGAUAAAUGCAGGCAGUCGUGCUGAGACAGCACAAAACAAUGGCGCUGCACACUUCCUUGAACAUAUGGCUUUCAAGGGAACAAAACAUCGCAGCCAACAUCAAUUAGAACUUUUUAUCGAAAAUAUUGGUGCCCAUCUUAAUGCCUACACUUCGAGAGAACAAACAGUUUAUUAUGCAAAGACGAUUAAAAAUGAUGUACCGGUUGCGGUUGAGAUCCUUUCUGACAUUAUUCAAAAUUCCACGCUGGAAGAGGAUGCGAUUAACCGUGAACGAGAUGUGAUUUUAAGAGAGCAAGAGGAGGUAGAUAAAUUGCACGAAGAAGUAGUCUUUGACCACUUGCAUGCCACUGCUUUUCAAGGUCAUUCUUUGGGUCGAACUAUUCUGGGUCCCAAAGAGAACAUACUAUCCUUGAAACGGAACGAUCUCGUAAACUACAUUGCUGAAAACUAUACGGCUGAUCGUAUGGUACUCGUCGGUACUGGUGGGAUAGAUCAUGAAGAACUAGUCAAGUUAGCUGACAAACACUUUUCAGGUUUGUCUGGGAAAUCUUCAGACCCGUUAACUGCCAAACACGGAGAAGCGCCAAAGUUUACCGGAUCUGAAGUUCGAAUUCGGAAUGAUGAAUUACCUCAGGCCCAUAUCGCACUCGCCGUCGAAGGCGUUGGAUGGACGUCACCCGAUUAUUAUCCGUUAUUAGUUGCCCAAUCUAUAAUUGGCACGUGGGAUCGUUCGCUAGGAUCUGCUCCAAACUUGUCAUCUCGUCUGUCAUAUUUUAUUCACAAACACAAGUUGGCUAAUUCAUUCCAAGCUUUUCAUACAAGUUAUAGUGAUACUGGACUAUUUGGCAUUUAUCUUAUAUCUGAAAACAAAAAUCAGUUGGAUGACUUGGUACAUUUCACUUGCAAGGAAUUCUGGAGAUUGUACACAUCUGUUACCGAAGCCGAAGUUGAGCGUGCCAAACAGCAACUAAAGGCUUCUUUAUUGUUAUGUCUUGAUGGCACAACAGCUGUUGCUGAAGAUAUUGGUCGACAACUUAUAACCACUGGAAAGCGCCUUACCCCAGAAGAUGUCGAUGUUACUUUAUCUAAAAUAACUGUUAACGACAUAAGACGUGUUGCCGGGGAGUACUUAUGGGACCAAGAUGUUGCUGUUGUUGGACUUGGUCCAGUCGAAGCCCUGCCUGAUUAUAAUCGUACGCGUGGGGACAUGGCUACGGAUCUUUUUUAA
This is a messenger RNA of Paraglomus occultum, 1419 nucleotides long. Lineage: Eukaryota; Fungi; Glomeromycota; Glomeromycetes; Paraglomerales; Paraglomeraceae. The record is from the annotation of a GenBank genome assembly.